Messenger RNA from Candidula unifasciata, 477 nucleotides. The record is from the annotation of a GenBank genome assembly. NCBI's taxonomy places the organism in Eukaryota, Metazoa, Mollusca, Gastropoda, Stylommatophora, Geomitridae.
AUGGGGGAGGCUUGUCUUAUCCAUUCUGAGUAUUUGGUCAAUGUAAUUCCAGCUGAGUAUAUGGUCAAUGUAGUUCCAGCUGAGUACAUGGUCAAUGUAGUUCCAGCUGAGUAUAUGGUCAAUGUAGUUCCAGCUGAGUAUAUGGUCAAUGUAGUUCCAGCUGAGUAUAUGGUCAAUGUAGUUCCAGCUGAGUAUAUGGUCAAUGUAGUUCCAGCUGAGUAUAUGGUCAAUGUAGUUCCAGCUGAGUAUAUGGUCAAUGUAGUUCCAGCUGAGUAUAUGGUCAAUGUAGUUCCAGCUGAGUAUAUGGUCAAUGUAGUUCCAGCUGAGUACAUGGUCAAUGUAGUUCCAGCUGAGUAUAUGGUCAAUGUAGUUCCAGCUGAGUACAUGGUCAAUGUAGUUCCAGCUGAGUAUUUGGUCAAUGUAGUUCCAGCUGCACUUUCCUAUAAAGUUGGAUACAUUAUCUUGUUUGUCUCUUGA